GCGGUGCUUCCGGCCGGCGGAGGUGGGGACUGCGGCGUUGCGGGGCGGACUCUGGGUCGCGACCCCGACCCCUGCCCCGUUCGGCGACUUCGACCCCGACCCCCCCGGGCCGUGACCCCCACCCGGUCAUACCCGUAUGGCCCGGCACGUGUUCCUGACGGGACCCCCAGGGGUUGGAAAAACAACGUUGAUCCAGAAAGUCAGUGAAGUUUUAAAGUCCUCUGGCGUGCCUGUCGACGGGUUCUAUACAGAAGAAGUCAGACAGGGAGGAAGAAGAAUAGGGUUCGAUGUUGUCACGUUGUCUGGCGCCCGCGGACCUUUAUCCAGGAUUGGGUCAGAGCUUCCGCCUGGAAAGCGUGAGUGCUGUGUUGGGCAGUAUGUGGUGGAUCUGACUUCCUUCGAGCAGCUGGUGCUUCCUGUCUUGAGGAAUGUGAGUCACCAAGGAAAACAGAAACCACCUUCUGCCAGAGAUUGUGACGUGUGUGCAGAGUGGCCGGAAGUGAAGACGACUUGUCACUGCUUUUCUGCACGUGAACACAUCUCUUGGAGAGGAGCCUCAGUUCCCUGCCUGUCCAGGUUUUUGGCCUUCGGGUUUAUGAAAUCUUGGAGGCUUUUCCAAAGAAAGCCUGACAGCUGUUUUCCAUAAAAUGUUUAAAAGAUCAAAUUAGCCUUAAUGUUGGAUUGACUUGACAAGAUUAACAAUCCACUGUGGCUUAUUCAUGCUGAGAGAUUUCUGUUUAUUUCCUCUUGCAGUUGUGCAUAUGAUUUGGGUAAAUUAUGAAAUGAGAAAUGGUUUUCGGAGUAUUAGUUGGAAUUUGCCCCCAUUGAUUGAAGUUUAUAAAUGUGUUCAGGGAAAAAGGGGGAGAAAAGAGUUCACUGCCUAAUCAGUUUUGCAUGUCAGGAAAAUUAAAUCCCUCUCCAGGAGCAGCUGAAGUCUCCCGCAACUUAGAGUGAUAACAGUUACUUGAUUUUUUAAAAAAUCAGUAUUUCAAAGAAAGCCAUUUUCGGUCCUCCCCCCUCCCCAUCUCUUAUUGUUUAUCUGUUUGCUUAUUGCUUAAUAAAAUAAAGGUAGAUGUGAUGAUCGCACGCAUGUGGGUCCUUGCGUGGGAGAGACGAGCAGUCUGUAGAAAUGUUGGUAGUGCUGGGUACCCAGCAGGGCUUCAGAUCAGAGCCGCACUUUGGCCCCGUUCAUUUAGACAAGUUCGCAAACCUUCCUGGGCCCCGUUUCCCUCCCAGAAAAGAGGGAAGUGGGUACCAUCAAAGGAAGGCGUCGCCACAGCCUGAAGGAAACCACCCUCAGGCGUCCUUGUGAUCCCCUGGGGGGCGCCCGGGGCCGGGGCCCGGGCUGCGGGGAAGACGGUGCAGAGAGAGAAGGUGCAGCCUGGGCAGGGCCGCGUGGGACAGACCACUGAAGCCCCAAAGCUCACAGAGGAUAACAGCUGCCCUCCCAGGGGUCGAUGGGACACAAUGACGAUAACCAGUGCAGUGUCUUUAGGCCAGUUUUGGUGAAGAACUAUGAAUUACCAGGAUUUCUUUAGCCUUAGCUACAAACCCAGCUGGUGCUAAUGCCGGGUGUGCCCUUGAAUAUGACCUCUGACCGGUCCGGGCAUCUGUGGAGCGAGGUGUCCCGUGAGCUGGGCCCUGGGGCAGCAGACAGUGCAGGAAGCAAGUCAGAAAGAGAAAAACAAAUACCGUAUGCUAACACACAUAUAUGGAAUCUUAAAAAAAAAAAAAAAAUGGUUCUGAAGAACCUAGGGGCAGGACACACGCAGUAUUUUAAAAAAUGGGUUUUUUUUGGCCAAGCCGAGGGGCAUGUGGGAUCUUAGUUCCCUGACCAGGGAUCAAACCUGGGGCCCUAACCACUGGACCGCCAGGGAAGUUCCCCAAAUGGUUUCUUUUCUUCUCUGAAUUGGCACAUGUCAGGGAGAUGGUCCUUCUCCGUCUGUCUCGUGUUCGUAGAAUGCUGUGUCUGGGAAGACCGCGUGGGAGUAGGGGCGCUGGGGGCAGCUGAUGGCAGGUGCUUGUGACUUGGGACAAAGCAGUAGGAAAGUGGAGCAGGCUUGAGAGGAGGGCUUGGGGAGCAGGCCUUGCGAUGCCCGUUUCAUGGGCCAGGAGAGGUCAGUGCACCAAAGCGGUUUUAGAAAACGACUUGCCAGGCAGGUGGCUUUAACACACAGGGCACAAAUGAAAAUCAGUAAUGCCAGGUUAGCCCCGUGAUUUAUAGAAGGCCAAGCACUACAGUUUAUAUUAUCUUUAGAGGAGAAGCAGUUUUGUUCAGUGUCCAAAUGUAGAAAAUAAAUAACUCUUUAGCUGUGUUCUGACGGAACAGGUGAAUAACUCCAGCAAGAAAUGUCACCUUCGGAAAAUCUCCUCUAAAUGGGGGCUAAUAAUACAAUAUUUUGCAAGGAAUAUGCUCUGAUAAACAGUUGACUCGCUGAAGAUCAGAUUAACAAGCUCAUGAGUUGUAAAUAUAAAAAUUGUUUGCAACACUUGAAAAAGUCACGUGGCCGCGUCGUUGACAGUCCGUUAAGAAUCCUGGAGGGGAUCCAGCCACGAUCUCACCCAUGGGUCUACGUGUGCACACGCUCAGAGCGUACACUCAGGUGGCUUUACUGCCAUAGACAACGCAGAGGGUGGCAUCCCUGUCCGAGGAGUCUGGCCCCGAUGUGGGUAAACUACACCUUUCCUUCUCCCACUGCGUCCCAAAAGGCUACCAGAGAAGCGGGAUGAGCAGUAACCCAGCAGUCGGAAAAGCAGCUCUCGAAUCUCCAGUGGCAGGAGUACCCACGUCGUGUCUGCCUUCUCACCUGCAUCGCGCUGUCCCUGCAGACUGCUCUCCCAGCUCUUUGAGCAGCUCUCACUGGCUGGGGAAGCGGUGACUCUGUGUUUCUUACUUGUGGAGGCCCGAGGAGUGCCCAGUCUGAAUGCUGCUGGGCGUGGGUCAUUGUCUUACCUAAUUCAAGUGGCCACCCUAUAUGGGGAGGCCAUGCUCACAGCUCAAGGCUGCCCUUUAGUCCUGAGGGCUUGGCUGCAAUGUUGCCCAGAAGAAUUUUGGGAACUGCCAGCCAGGUUUGCUUGAGCCGACUUGGAGGACUGCGGUGAGGUUCUAUCAGCUUCUCUUUAGACAGACGUCAGCAAAUCCAUCAGAAAUAAGAAGGAGUGCACCUCCAGGGAUUGCUGAUUUGAGCAUCAUGCACUGUGUCUCCAAUUAUACAGAGUCUACCUAUUGUUAUUAAUUUCUAAUUCUUAUUUUAUAAAAAAAAGAAUAUUGCCAUCUACUUCCAAGGGGUAAGGAAUUCUCUGCAAUACCCUCCCCUCUGCCUACACUUCCAAACUCCAGGUACCUUUAAGAAAUUUGUGUGACUGUUUCCAAAUUGAGUAUCCCUAACUAUUUAGGUCUUUCCAAAAGUGACGGUUCGCCAGGUCAGGGAUGAUAUUCUCCAUGGGCUGUGUUCUACGAUCCCUUCUUCCUCCCUCAUGUCAGGAAGAAGCCAGGUUUCUGCUCUACCUGAUGGGAAUCUUAAGAUGAGAAAAGCUGUCUCAGAAUUUGCCUACAGCAUUAUAAAUCAACUAUACUUCAA
Molecule: messenger RNA, 3581 nt
Organism: Lagenorhynchus albirostris (white-beaked dolphin)
Lineage: Eukaryota; Metazoa; Chordata; Mammalia; Artiodactyla; Delphinidae
Gene: NTPCR
Product: nucleoside-triphosphatase, cancer-related
Exons: 4
Coding region: 137-646 (169 amino acids)
Molecular function (GO): ribonucleoside triphosphate phosphatase activity
Source: RefSeq, a predicted model, not a curated record